This is a messenger RNA of Purpureocillium lilacinum, 1020 nucleotides long. The record is from RefSeq and is a predicted model, not a curated record. Lineage: Eukaryota; Fungi; Ascomycota; Sordariomycetes; Hypocreales; Ophiocordycipitaceae.
AUGGUGGACACUCGGUUGACGCUGACGCAGGCCAGAGACGCCAGAGACGAAAUGCGGCCGCCUGGUGAAGUGGAAAUGAGAAGGGCAGGACGACAUCUUAUGUGUGAGCCCAGCGACGGCGAACCAGGUCAAGAACACGAAGCGCUGGGAGCCCAAGCAAUUACACACGGCCAGGCGACUCGUCGAUACCGGUUUGAUAGCAGGACCCUCGUCGUCCUCCGGUCCGCCCUCCUGCAGCUGGAGACAAGGCGCCAGUCACGCCAGCAGCUUGUCAAAGCUCGUGUGGAACCGCGGCCGCCACACCCACACACCACACGGCGAUGGGGGGUGCGGAUUGCCCAGCAAGGUUAUGACGUUUCUGCUGCAGCCAGACGCGUGACGCACCGGCACAAAUUCGUCAAGCCAAGCAGACAGAUAGUGUCAACCAGCUCUACGGUAGGACGGAGAGCUCCUUUUGCAUCGGCGCGUGGCAUGGCGGCACGCACGCGACGCCGGGUCGAAAUGCGAUGGGGCCACAAUCUGCAUGUCGCUGCCGGGACUUCGCGCCGGGGUGUCUCUGCGACGCUAGAGCCAACGUCAAGGGUCGCCGGGCGGUCGACAAAAAUAGGCAAGUUACCAAGGAGCUGUGUCGGCGCUCCAGACGGGAGCGCAACGAGGACGGCACGAGCGGCGAGGACUGAGGACCCGGGUUGCCAAGCAACAGACUGGAUGGCUUGCCCGAAUCUGAUCUCGCGGCUGCGAGAUGAAAUGAAAAUCUCGCCAUGCGCUCCUGACGUCGAUCGCGGCGACGGCGCAGGGCGAGCUGAAGGCACGGACAUUGCUGUUAUCCGACGCCAAGGCAGGGCCCCGGAACAGCGAUGCCCUGAGGCCGCCACCGUGUUUUACGACGCACAAGCACGAAGGAGAGGGGAGGGUGUGUUCGGGUCGGGUGGCCGUGCAGAGCGGCGCAAGGAAUGCGGAUGGGUGUUCUACGAGGCGACGAGCAUGGACGACGAGGGCGGGCGGUCACGGCUCCGCUGA